Molecule: messenger RNA, 2773 nt
Organism: Atta colombica
Lineage: Eukaryota; Metazoa; Arthropoda; Insecta; Hymenoptera; Formicidae
Exons: 19
Coding region: 421-2766 (781 amino acids)
Cellular component (GO): cytoplasm
Molecular function (GO): oxidoreductase activity, acting on the CH-OH group of donors, NAD or NADP as acceptor
Source: RefSeq, a predicted model, not a curated record
CGGUUCUAAAAAUAAAAGGGACCACGGGAAUACCGACGAAUAGUCUGUCGAGGGAUUGCAAGAGCACGCAUUUACGCACGUGUAUGAAGGGCACGCACCGGCCGGCGUCGCGCACACCCGCAUGGCACGCAGACGCGCCAAUCAAUAUCGGACUAUACCGGGUGUACACCCCGACCGUCUCUACCGUCAGUGAGCCAGUAUACUAUCAGCCACCAACCACACCUUUCCAGAACUGCUUUGCCGCCCUUCAAUCUUACCCUUUUGACGGAGGAAAAACGUGACGUCUGAACCACUGCAUCCGAGUAUCGCAAGCUAACCAACUAGCCAACUUCGUUUCAUCCCGCUUAUAUUACAAAACGUCACACACAGCACGGGUGAAGAAAUUGAAAAGAUACGAGAGAAGAUAAAAACUUAAAGAAAAUGGAAGCAAAAGGGCGAGUUGCCCUAAUAACAGGAGCUGCAUCCGGAAUCGGUAAAGCGUAUGCCACCGAACUAUUGAAUCAGGGUGCCAAGGUGGCUAUAUGUGAUAUAAAUACUGAAGAAGGAGAGAAACUGGUAGAAACAUUAUCCGAAAAAUAUGGUAAAGGUCGUGUAAUCUUUUCGCAAUGCGAUGUCACGGAUUAUCUGCAAUUCGAAGAAUCGUUUCAAACAACUAUCACGGAAUUCGGUCAUAUUGAUAUCGUUAUCAACAAUGCUGGUAUCAUGAAUGAUCGAUUUUGGGAGCUCGAAGUAGACAUUAAUCUUAAUGGAGUAAUACGCGGUACUUUGCUUGCUCAACGAUUUAUGGGCACUGAUAGGGGUGGCCAAGGUGGUGUCGUCAUCAAUACUGGCAGCAACGUUAGCAUUAACCCUUACGUCAGCGUACCAAUUUAUUCUGCAACAAAAGCGGCUCUUGUCAGCUUCACCAGAGCUUUUGGGGAUCAAUAUCAUGUAGAUUUAACUGGCGUUAAGGUAAUGGCACUUUGUCCGGGUACUACAGAUACUAAAUUGGUACGUGAUGUCAAUAGAAAACUUCUUUUGGCUCGAUAUGAGGAUGCCUGGCAAAAAGACAUAGUUUCAUCAAUUCCUCAAAGGGCGGAACACGUGGCGAAGGCGUUGAUACACGUGCUUAGCACCGGCAAGAGCGGAAGCGUGUGGAUGGUGGAGAAGGACCAACCGCCGCAUGAGAUCAGUUUUUCAAAACACUACAUUGAACACAACACGUGUUUGAUGGAGAUUCAAGGAAAAACCGUACUCAUCACCGGUGGAGCCAAUGGCAUCGGCUAUUGCACUGCUCGAGAAUUACUUCGGAGCGGAGUGAAGGCCAUUGCAAUCAUAGAUUUGCCUGAUUCAAACGGUGAAAAUACAGUUACGGAAUUGGAGAAGGAAUUCGGUGCAAAUCAUGCCAUUUUUCUUACUGGAGAUGUAGCGAAUAUUGAAGAACUGACAGCUUGUUUCAAAAAAGCAAUAGAGUCAUUCGGCACAUUAGACAUUGUUAUCAAUAAUGCUGGUAUCAUGAAUGACGCGGAUUGGGAGCCAAUGGUUGAUGUUAAUUACAAAGGGGUUGUACGUGGCACGAUAUUGGGCUUGAAUCACAUGGGAAAACAUAAGGGAGGGAAAGGUGGUACUAUCGUCAAUAUGUCCUCUAUAAUCGGCCUGCAAGGCAAUCCGAUUGCUCCGAUUUAUGCUGGGACAAGUUUUGCCAUUAUUGGAUUUACCUCAUCGUUACUGACUUUCUACGAGAAAACAGGCGUACGUGUAUUAUUAAUAUGCCCUGGUCUUACAACUACUGGCUUGGCCUCGAAGUUUAUGUCAAGCAAGAUCUAUGCGAUGGACUUACUUGACGAUGAGAUCGCUGCCAAGGAGAUGACGACAAUGGAAAGUCAAUCACCCGAGCAUGUGGCAACUGCUAUCGUGGAAUUGAUUGAAAAAGGAGGAAACGGCGCGGUCUUUGUCAGCGAAAACAAUCAACCUACUUAUGCCAUAAUGGACAACGUACAAAAUAAAACGGCGAUAGUCACGGGUGCUGGGUCCGGCAUUGGCUACUACAUUACCGAAAAUUUAUUACAUAAAGGCGCAAAGAAAGUCGCCAUCAUUGAUUUACCGUUAGAACGUUGUUAUAAUGCGACAGUGACUUUGCAAGAAAAAUUUGGAAAAGAUCGCGUCAUUUUCUUUCCAGUUGAUGUAACAAACGUGGAAGAGUAUAGUAAAACCUUCAAGAAAAUUAUCAAAGAAUUUAAUGGACUCGAUAUACUUGUUAACAAUGCUGGAAUAUGUCAUGACCGUCACAUCGAGCAAAUGUUUUCUAUUAACAUUAUAGCAUUAAUUCGCAGCUCAAUGUUAGGCAUGGAUUACAUGGGGAAACAUAAAGGUGGCAAAGGAGGUACAAUAGUAAAUAUAGCGUCUUUGGCUGGUCUUACUCCUUUCUUUUUAUGUCCAGUAUACAGUUCUUCUAAAUAUGCUGUCGUCGGAUUUGGUCUCUGUCUUGAGAAAUUUUAUGACAAAACAGGAGUUCGUAUUCUUACGAUAUGUCCUAGUUUCACAAUAACUGCAAUAAUAAUAGAGAAAGACUAUAACCUCUUAAAUAUUAUUGAUCAAGAUAUUUUUAAUAAAUUUGAGGAGCAAUUUGAGGAGCUAGCCAAAGAUUUUCAUAAUCCUCAAUCUGCGGUGCAUGUGGCACAAUCUAUAGUCAUGAUAAUUCAAAUGGGUAAAAAUGGAUCAAUUUGGCUUAUUAAGAAUAAUGAGCCACCAUGUAUGGUCAAAUUACCGCCGUUUGUUGUCUCUUAAAAUUCUU